AUGAGCGCUCGUCGACGGCAUUCCCAGCAGAAGCCCGAGGCGGCGCCUCGAGCCUCUCUUCCGUCCUUUUCGCCCUCGAAUAUUUCUUCUCUGUUCGCUCCUCGGGGCGGGAGCAUGGACGGAGGACGACGCGGCAAGAGACGAGGCAGAGAAGAAGACGGCAACGGGCACUGGAAGAGAACGAGAGGCGCCCGGGGAGCACGGCCGAACUUUCCCGAUGAGGAUGAACAAGCUGGGAGCGACGUCGACGAACACGUGUCGAGCGAUGAAGACCGAGAGGCCAGCGGGAAGUCCUUUGGCGGGUCCAGUCAAAACGGGGAGGAGGAAGGUGGUUUUGGGCACGAACAAGAGCUGGCGGAGGAUUUGAACAAGUCGAAGAAGGCCGUGUUGAGUCGCAAGCGACGUCGCCACGAAGAGCGGCGCCAGAAGAAGCAGAUGCAGCAGAAACAGCAGCAACUGUGGAAACUGGAGAGGCAAAAGGCGCUCCUCGAGCGACAGCUCGACAGACAGAAAGCGGCGCUUUCUGGGCGCCAAUCGGAGCCGGGCGACGCCCGCGUCCCGGAAGACCCCCGCGCGGCCUCGGGUGUACGUACUCUCCGCCGCGUACACCAAGCGUCGUCUGAAGAAGCGAGUAGUCGUCCACCGGCACGCGAGUCUGCUUCUGCCGCGAAGAAGAUGUCUUCUCUCGACGUUCGCGGCAGUGUGCAGUCUGUUCUUCUUGCACGGGGCAGGGCGGCUCAAGGCAGGGAAGGCGACGCGUCUCUUCCUGCCGUGUCGUCCUCGUCCUCGUCUGAGAAGGAUCGGAAAGCGGAGGAACGGCGCAUCGCCCUCGACGCUGCAGGGCGUCAGCUGGACGCCGAGUUGGCCUUUCUAGAGGCGAAGUUGGGGAUCAGCGCGGUGAGCCAGAAGGACGGCGAAAAGGGGAAAAAGAAGCUGGCCAAAGAACUCCUGGACGAUGGAUUCGACGAAGACCUCCAAACGCUGCUCGACGACAUCCUCGGCGGGAAGGCCACAAAGACACGCACAGGAGAAAACAAAAACGAUGAAGCCGAGGAAGAAGACGAGGAAGGCGACGAAGAAGAGGAAGAAGAGGAAGACGAGGAAGAAGACGAGGAUGAGGAAGAUGAGGAAGAGGAAGACGAGGAAGAGGAAGAUGAGGAAGAGGAAGACGAGGAAGGUGACGAAGAGGAGGAAGAUGCGGAAGAUGAAGACGAGGAAGAGGAAAAUGCGAAAGAUGAAGACGAGGAAGCAGAUGAACUGGAUGAAGAUGACGAGGAAGUUGAAGGCCGUGGUGAAGAUGAAAAUGGAGAGGGUGACGAUGAGACUUCGAUGGGCGGUUCUCGUUUGGCGCGAGAGAAUUCGGACGUGAAAGCGGGGGCGCCUUCGGCAGCUUCUGCGGGGAAAUAUCUUCCUCCUCACCUUCGGAACAAACACGUGGCGCGAGGAGCUGACGAUGCCGAGGAGGACAGAGAUCAGGUCGCGGGGGAAUCUUUUGAUGAGUCUCUGAGACGGCCUCUUCGCACCUCUCCGAUUUCUCCCGAUACGCCCGAGAACAAGCGGCCUGCGUCGGUGUCUGCUUCAGUUCCUCUGUCGUGUCUUCGAAAGGCGCGAGAAACGGCGACCGACGCAGGGCGAAGCCUCACGCAGCGCCUUCGAGGCUCCUUCAAUCGCGUCUCUGAGGGAAAUGUCGAAGUGAUUCUUCAGCAGAUCUCCUCAGACGUUAAAGCUGCUCUGACGCAAGUUCUCUCCAGUGCUCUCCCUCAGCCGUCCUCGGCGAGCUCGCCUCUGAAUCCCCGAGACGUGCGGGCGUUGCGGCGCGAGCAAGAGGUCUGGUUUUUUCGGGAGGUGAACGCGUCAGUUGUUCGGCUUCUCAUGCAGAGCGUCGUCGAAAGCAAAUUUUCGACGGCGUCUCUCAUCGCCACGCAAACCGCUGUGUGCUGCGGGCUGAGCUGUCUCCUCGAUGCCAGUCUCUGUCCCGAGUUCCUCUCCGCGCUCGGUCGUGCCUUUCGCAAAUUCUUUCCUCUCUCGGCUUCUCUCUCCUCGGCCGAGCCCCGCGAGGAGAGCGGAGCGUCCGUUGGGCUGUACAUCCGCCACAUUUUGAUGGCGCUUUGCUUCCUCUUUGAUUUCAACGUCUUCCGGCCGGACGUCUUCCUCGGUCUCCUGCAGCGGCUGUCUUCGCCACAAACCAGUGCGAAGGGCGAGACGGGCCAGGACGCGAGAAAAGGCAACCUUUCCGAGUUUCAGGUUGAGUGCCUGCUGCUGGUUCUUCGUCUCGGGGGCGGAAAACUGAGGAACGAGAAUCCCGCUCUGUUCAAAGAAGCCUGGACGUUUCUGAUGAAGCGCGUGCGGGACGGCGAAGGCUCCGAAGAGGUGCCGAGGGACCCGAGCCACGAACAAGAACAGCAGUUCGACGACCUUUCGCGAGACGAGCAGAGAGCGCGCCUCGCUGGUGUGCCGACAAACUUCCAGGCGGAAAUGCGCCACAGACGGGAAAGCGAGCGCGCAGGAUCCACAGGUCGCCUCCACUAUCUGGUCCGUGAACUGGAGGAGUUGAAGAACAACAAAGCCAGCACGAUUCAUCUCGCUUCUCGGGCCUCGCAAGAAGCGAUGCGCCGCUGGCUACAGACCAGCCCUUUUCUGGCGCAGUCGCCGCUUCGCCAGUGCGGAGGAGACGGGAAGGCUGUCCUCGUCAAUGCGUCCUCGUGGGAAGAAGUCGAGCAAGGCCUUCCUGCGUCUUCGCCGUCGCUUGCGGCUGUCUCUGCGUCUCUUCGUUCCGUUGGGUCCUCUCGCAAAACUCUCGGCGGCGUUGACGAAGAAAGAAAAACCUGUUUAGGCACUGCGGGGAACGAGAAGGCUCUUCUGGACCUCGCAACAAAGCUGCGUUUGCAUUCGGAGGAACAGAAGAAGAUUUUUUUGGCUGUCAUGAGUGCGGAGGGGCCCAACGACGCUGUCAAGCGCCUCCUCCAGAUUGUGCCGCAAACCAAACAAAAGAAGAACUUCGUCACCACGGCAGUCGCAGUGCUGCUGCACGUUUCUUUGCAGCAGGCUGCCUUCAAUCCCUUCUACGCGUUGGUCCUCGCGCGUCUCUGUUCGCGGUGUUCCUGUGCGUCAUGGCAGUCAGAUGAGGAGGCGAAGCCUGAGAACCUUCUUCCCUCGCCUUUUCCGCCGCUCGGAGGAGCGAAAGGCGAGGGUAGAAUCCGCGAGCGCGCUCCGUGCGCCUGUCUCCUCCUUCCCGAAAAAGAAGGGAAAAACUUUAGACGCGUCACGCAGCGGGGCGUCGCGGCGCAGAACUCGGCAUCUCAUGGAUUCCCCUUGCGGCGCCUCCUUCACCUCGCGAGGCUCGAGGCGUUUCUGAUUCGCAUCGGCGUCGUUGAGCUCCGCGUCACACGCUUCAUCAGUUUCGAAGGCGAGAAGGGCCAGGCAGACGCCCACAUGGGUCUCUCGGGGAAACUCGGAUUCUUCCUGCGAGAGCUGUGCGUGGAGCUUCUGUGUUCUCCUCCGUUCGCAUCCGUCCCUCUGCCCGCGCCUCCUUCCCCGUCUUCUCCCCUCCUGCCUUUCCUCUCGCUAUCGGCUCUUCCCGAUGUUCGCGAAGCGUUUCUUGUCGUUUUGGAGGACGUCCUGCUACCGGAGGCGAAAAAGGGAGCGCGCAAGGGGAAGACGAAAGGAGGCAAAACGAGCCUCGUGGCAGAGUGCACACCGGGGAGAAAAGGGAAGUGCAGCCGAGUCUCCGGGGCUGUAUGUACACCCGUUUGCGGGCUGCGCAAGGAAGUGAUCAACCGCGUCAUUUGGUUUAUGAAGAAACAGAAGCGAUACGAAGAGGAGGAUCCAAACACCAUCACUUUUGAGGAGUAA
Neospora caninum is the source of this 3852-nucleotide messenger RNA. RefSeq lists its product as hypothetical. NCBI's taxonomy places the organism in Eukaryota, Apicomplexa, Conoidasida, Eucoccidiorida, Sarcocystidae. Gene Ontology annotation, molecular function: RNA binding. The transcript has 9 exons. Gene Ontology annotation, biological process: ribosomal small subunit biogenesis. The coding region runs from base 1 to 3852 and encodes 1283 amino acids. The record is from RefSeq and is a predicted model, not a curated record. Gene Ontology annotation, cellular component: nucleolus.